This is a messenger RNA of Penicillium verhagenii, 1401 nucleotides long. Its product is annotated as putative proline oxidase Put1. NCBI's taxonomy places the organism in Eukaryota, Fungi, Ascomycota, Eurotiomycetes, Eurotiales, Aspergillaceae. Gene Ontology annotation, cellular component: mitochondrion. The transcript has 2 exons. Gene Ontology annotation, molecular function: proline dehydrogenase activity; FAD binding. Bases 1 to 1401 code for a protein of 466 amino acids. The record is from RefSeq and is a predicted model, not a curated record.
AUGAUCUCUCAAUCUACCUCAAUAUUUCCACGUACCCUGAUACCCCGCAUUACAUGCGUCCAGCGGACAGUCACUCGGCGACAUCGAUCAGCCAAAAACAGCUUUCAUGAUAUUGCUCUUGCACCACCCAUUCAGCCUCCCAUCGAGCUGCCAUCGUUGGCGAGACUACCAACUAAGCUGUUACUGCGCUCUCUAAUCCUGACCUCUCUUAUGACAUCCAAUAUAUUUCUGAAACCUGCAUUAUCUCUUUUGAAUGUUCUAAGCACCUCCAACUCCGCCAUUUUAAAUGCCGAUCGAAACCCCGUCCUCAACAAGCUUCUCCGUUUAACAGUCUAUAAUCACUUCUGCGCAGGGACAAACCGACAAGAAGUGUCAAAGACCGUGGCACAGAUCAAAAGCAUUGGAUACCAGGGUGUGAUUUUGGGUUAUUCAAGGGAGAUUGUUCUCGCUCCAAAUGAGAAAUUGGCCUCCAAUGACUCUGGAAAUACGGUCUACAGCGACAAGUGUUACGAGACGGUUGAAGAAUGGAAGAAUGGUACACUUGAGACUCUCCAUAUGGUCGGGCCUGGCGACUUUCUUGCUGUCAAACUCACAGGAGCCGGCCCGAUCUCCCUCGACGCCAUGGCAGCAAAAAGGCCCAUGCCAGACGUGAUGGUCAAAGCCAUGGACGAGAUAUGCACCGCGACAAAACAGCAGGGCUCCCGUCUCUGGCUAGACGCCGAGCAGCAAGUUCUGCAGAAUGGACUGGAUAACUGGGCGAUCGAUAUCAUGCGCAGACACAACAAGUCGGAGUCCCCCUUGGUCUACAACACCAUUCAGGCAUACCUCAAAGCAUCCAAGGCCAACCUCGACCAUCACAUCACGCUCGCCGCACAAGAAGGCUGGACUCUAGGAAUAAAAUUAGUCCGAGGAGCCUACAUUGAGCAUGAAACCCGCUCCCUUAUCCACGAUACCAAAGAAGAGACAGACGAUACGUACGACUUGAUCGCGAACACGAUGCUAUGCCGAAAAAUGCCCAAGGAAGUCAAGGACUUGAAGUUUCCUAAUGCCGCCCUUUUUCUUGCAACGCAUAACGCCACCAGUGCCGCAAAGGCAAUUGCUACCCACCAGAAUCUACUUCUUGCGCACAAGCGCACGGUUUUGUUGGAGUGCGGCCAGAUCCAAGGAAUGGCUGAUGAGUUGAGCUGUGAGUUGGUGCAGAAUUACGAGCGCGCUUUGAAGGAGUCUUCUGCUGCGAGUAUGUCUGUGCCGAAGGUUUUUAAGUGUAUGGCCUGGGGCUCGGUGGCGGAGUGUAUGCAGUAUCUGCAUCGUCGGGCGAUUGAGAAUAAGGGGGCUGUUGAGCGGACACAGCAUAUGGUUGAUGCAUUACGGAAGGAAUUGUGGCGGAGAAUGUUUGGCUAG